Malania oleifera is the source of this 2494-nucleotide messenger RNA. Its product is annotated as protein NRT1/ PTR FAMILY 4.3. Bases 278 to 2101 code for a protein of 607 amino acids. The record is from RefSeq and is a predicted model, not a curated record. The transcript has 5 exons. Gene Ontology annotation, biological process: oligopeptide transport; transmembrane transport. Lineage: Eukaryota; Viridiplantae; Streptophyta; Magnoliopsida; Santalales; Ximeniaceae. Gene Ontology annotation, cellular component: membrane. Gene Ontology annotation, molecular function: transmembrane transporter activity.
GCAGAUUCCAGUAACACACUAGCAGUCCCCCACCCCUUUUCACGCCUUCCAAUUUACUUCUCUCUCUCUCUCGCCCGACCCUCCGGGGAGGAUGUGAAAGGCGUUCUUGGUUUGUUAUUUUUGGGGGAAAAAAAAAAUCCGAUUGGUAGUUUUACACACACACACACACAUAUAUAUAUAUAUAUAUAUAUAUAUUUAGAGAGAGAGAGAGAGAGAGAGCGAGAGAGAGAGAGAGAGAGAGAGAGCCCCGGGGGGGGGGGGGUAAAGAGAGACAGCAAUGGAGAGUGGGAAUAGAGAAGGGAAUGAGAAAGGAAUGAUGAAGGCCAUGUCGCAUGUUGAUGGAGAUCAGAGCAGCAGUACAGUGGAUUGGAGAGGAAGACCUUCUAACCCCGCAAAGCAUGGUGGGAUGAGAGCUGCUGUCUUUGUUCUUGGGCUUCAAGGAUUUGAAAUAAUGGGAAUAGCAGCGGUGGGGAACAACCUAAUAACGUACGUGAUAAAUGAGAUGCACAUCCCACUCCCCACCGCCGCCAACAUAGUCACCAACUUUGUGGGCACAAUCUUCAUCCUCGCCCUCCUCGGCGGCUUCCUCUCUGACUCCUACCUCGGCUGUUUCUGGACCAUCCUCCUCUUUGGCUUCCUCGAACUCUCUGGGUUCAUACUACUUUCAGUGCAGGCGCAUGUCCCACGGCUAAAGCCACCGCCGUGCAACAUGGCGGCGCAUAACGGGGAGAUGUGCGAGGAGGCGAAGGGCGUGAAGGCAUUAAUCUUCUAUGUGGCGCUGUACUUGGUGGCGUUGGGCAGUGGGUGCGUCAAACCCAACAUGAUAGCUCAUGGGGCUGACCAGUUCGACCAACACAAUCCCAAGCAGUACAAGAUCCUCUCGACCUACUUCAACUUCGCCUACUUCGCCUUCUCUCUUGGGGAGCUCGUUGCCCUAACCCUACUGGUUUGGGUCCAGACUCAUUCGGGCAUGGACGUUGGCUUUGGCGUCUCAGCCGCUGCCAUGGCCAUGGGACUCAUCACUGUGGUUUCAGGCUUGCUUCUUUACAGGAACAAGCGCCCUGGAGGAACCAUCUUCACUCCUAUUGUUCAAGUCUUCGUAGCGGCGGUUUCAAAGAGAAAACUAGCGCACCCAUCUGAUCCACAAAUGCUUCAUGGGAGCCAAAUCGAUGGGCUGACCAACAGCACUUCCUUUUCUGAAGAUGCUGCCCAGCUUCUUCACACCGAUAAGUUCAGGUUUUUGGACAAGGCCUGCAUUAAAACUCAACAAGAUGAAAGCCCAUGGAGGCUGUGCACAGUGAGCCAAGUGGAGCAAGUGAAGAUCCUCAUCUCUGCUCUCCCCAUUUUCGCCUGCACCAUCGUCUUCAACACCAUUUUAGCUCAGCUGCAGACCUUCUCCGUCCAACAAGGAACCGCCAUGAACACCCAGCUCACCAAAUCCUUCCACAUCCCUCCUGCUUCCCUCCAAUCCAUCCCUUACAUCAUACUCAUCUUGGCCGUCCCUCUCUAUGACAAGUUAUUUGUCCCCUUCGCCCGCAAAAUCACGGGCAACGAGUCCGGGAUCUCCCCCUUGCAGCGAAUAGGUUUUGGUCUCUUCUUCGUGACCUUUUCCAUGGUCUCCGCUGCCCUCAUGGAGAGAAAGAGGAGAGACUCCGCAGUCGACACUGCAAACCCAAGAAUCAUUUCUAUCUUUUGGAUAUCGCCGCAGUUCCUAAUCUUCGGAUUGUCCGAGAUGUUCACCGCGGUUGGACUCAUUGAGUUCUUCUACAAGCAGUCCUUGAAGGGGAUGCAGUCCUUUCUGAUGGCCAUCACGUAUUGCUCCUACUCUUUCGGGUUCUUCCUCAGCUCGGUGCUCGUAUCGCUGGUCAAUAAGAUCACUUCCUCGAGCUCUAAUGGCGGCUGGCUCAGACACAACGAUCUCAAUCUCGACAGGCUUGAUCUUUUCUAUUGGCUGCUAGCAGUUCUCAGCUUUCUCAACUUCCUCAACUACCUCUUCUGGUCUACUUGGUAUUCUUACAAUCCAUCUGUGUCCGUUAAUCCACAUAAUGAUGUUGCUGAGAAGGAUGGUCAUGAUCAGGACUUCAACGUGCCAUCAGCAUAGCCUCUAUCUUUAGCUAGUAAUCCAUUAUUAUCUACAAAAUGUAAACAUUGUUAUCUUCAAGGGAGUCCAUCGUAGCCCUCCAACGCAUCUGAUGAUGGAUAAUUAAUCUAGGGCAAGAUUGCAUAUUUUUUAUGUCUCGAGACUUUUGCCGAGGUGCUGACUACCCUGACAAGUCUUCGUCUUAUGCUAAAAAGUUCAGAACAACAAAACAACGACGAGGCUUAUGAUAAUCAAUGAUCAUCCAGAUUUUAUCUACUAGAUAUAGAAGAAUAAAUAAUUUCUGUACGUAAAAUGAGAAAGAAUGCCACAUGGGUACCUUGUACGCAUAGUUCGGCUACGUAUGUAUGUAUUUUUCUUAUUAUUUGUUCCUAUAAAAUUAACCAGUGCAUGGCU